AUGACAACGUUGAAAACGUGCAAGCGACAACUUGAAGAAUUGAAAUGUAGCGAACAUUUUUGUGGAACCCGCGAUAAAUCACACGGAAACCUAUCCGGAUACAUUAUUAAAGGAACAAACGUUCUUCAAGAAACUCAGUGGCCCUGGUCUGCCAGCAUUUUGACCAACAAAGAUGGUCGACCUUACCGGUGUGGGGGGAGCAUUCUGUCAUCCAGGUUCAUCCUGACGGCAGCCCACUGCGUCACAACCUUCCUCAACACAACCACCGGACCAAACGGAAAGGACUACGUUGAAGUUGAUAUCGAAAAUAUUGACGUCACAUUCGGUCAAAAAAGCAGUCAAAUAAAUAAAUUGCAUAUCCAUGAAAACUACUCAGACGAAAUAAAAUACGAUAUUGCCGUUAUAGAACUAAACAGCGCCAUUCCAUUCAGUCCUGCAGUAAAACCGAUAUGCCUGCCCCCUGUCGACAUGCCCCUCAAUUUGUACCGACUCUGUGUAGCGAUCGGACACGGCUUGACGAGUGGGGGCUUUCCAUCUCGGAGGUUGCAGCAGGUCAGACUCAUGCCUUACGCUGCUUCCCUUUGUUCAUUUAAAUUAGGAAACGUUUUCGAUCCGAGCCACAUGCUGUGUGCUGGAACGUAUGGAGGUGUUGAGAACAUUUGCUUGGGUGACAGCGGUGGGCCACUCAUGUGCAAGCACUACGAAAAGGACGUCUGGUUCGUUGAAGGAGUGAGCGGGUUCACCACGGGGUCUCAAAGUUUUGUCGAAUUUGGGGUGUACACUAGGGUGGCUGUAUUUAAGUCUUGGAUCGAUUCUGUUAUUGGAGGUGGAGAGUGA
Messenger RNA from Helobdella robusta, 837 nucleotides. RefSeq lists its product as hypothetical. The record is from RefSeq and is a predicted model, not a curated record. Gene Ontology annotation, molecular function: serine-type endopeptidase activity. Lineage: Eukaryota; Metazoa; Annelida; Clitellata; Rhynchobdellida; Glossiphoniidae. The coding region runs from base 1 to 837 and encodes 278 amino acids. The transcript is spliced from 3 exons. Gene Ontology annotation, biological process: proteolysis.